Diprion similis is the source of this 1140-nucleotide messenger RNA. Its product is annotated as sentrin-specific protease 8. NCBI's taxonomy places the organism in Eukaryota, Metazoa, Arthropoda, Insecta, Hymenoptera, Diprionidae. The record is from RefSeq and is a predicted model, not a curated record. Gene Ontology annotation, molecular function: cysteine-type peptidase activity; deNEDDylase activity. The transcript is spliced from 2 exons. Gene Ontology annotation, biological process: proteolysis. The coding region runs from base 192 to 854 and encodes 220 amino acids.
AUGAAUGCGUAAAUACAUCAGACAGGCUAAUUAAGGCCAUCUUACAAUUGUUCGCGAUGAGUAUUUGUUGAACUGCAGGUUGAAGUGGGCUCCCCAUUAUUUUUGGUUAAACAUUCCCACGAAACGUAAGACGUAUGGGUUGGUAGUCCGGUGGUGAGUUGCGAUCUGAUAAUUUGCUGUCAAUAUUGAAAAUGUCUAAGAAAACUGACAAGAGUAACAGCACUGUCUUGAGCUAUCGAGACAGCUUGCUAAGAAAGGCUGACGUGCAGCUUCUGCAAGGGCCACACUGGAUUAAUGAUGCAGUUAUUGGAUUUUACUUUGAGUACCUGGGGGAGAAAAUGCAUGAGCAGUCCGAAGGUUUAUUAUUCGUAAGCCCAGAAUUAACUCAACUGCUGAAACUCACGGAUACUUCUGAUUAUGGUAUGCUCUUAGAACCCAUAAGAGCAAAGUCAAAAUCGUUCAUAUUCUUUCCAUUGAAUAACUGCGAUGAUAAGGAAAGUCCUGGUGGCACCCAUUGGAGUCUUCUUGUGUAUUCUAAGAUAGAAAAGAUAUGCUUUCACUUUGACUCAUCUAAAGGUAUGAACAGUCAAGUUGCAAGAAAUUUUGCAACAAGUGUUAUAGACUACUUUGGAAUAAAGGGAAUAGGAUCGUACCUUGAAGUCGAUACACCACAGCAAAGUAAUGGUUACGACUGUGGAUUAUACGUUUUAUGCACUGCAGAGCUAGUUGCCAUCCACGCAGCAUUAAAGUCGCAAGUGAAAGGCUGUAAUUUUGUAGACCUUGAAGGAUUGGUCAAUGGAAAGCGAAAACACUUGAUAGAACUAAUUAAUUCUUUGAAAAAUAACGAAUCAUAAGUCGAUGGAUAACUGCGAUAGUAAUAGGGUAUGAAUAAAAAUUGAUUUAUUCGGUACAUAAAUAUACAUGUAUAAAUAUUAUUUUAGCUUUGUUGAAUACUUGGAAUAUUACAGUAGACAUUAGUAUCCUCAGACUGGAAAACCUUUUGUUUAGGCCUGUUGCUAAUUAAUAUAGGUAGAUUUCAUACUUUGUUUCAAGAAUCGAGGUAUUCAAUGGCAAUGUACUUUGUUACGUCUUUAGAAUACAUUCUUUGAGUAAGUUUAUUCCCGUUUUGUAAUAUUUUUG